AUGGCUUCCCCGUCGAACAGCAAUAAUCUGGUAUCGCAGCGCGGAAAAUGCAAACGAACCCACGAUGGACAUAUCUAUAUCCGUGACAAAUGCAGCAAAGAUGGCACGAGAGUGUUCUGGCGCUGUCACCAUCUCGGAGCCUGCAAGGCUCGACUACACACUUCAGCCUCGGAUGACGGAGUUCUCAAGGUGCUCGGUGUACACAGUGACGAGCCGAACCCAAGUGCAGUGGAAGUUGCGGCGAAACGAACUGCUCUGAAACGAAGAGCCGAGGAGUGCCAGGAGACUCCAUUGCAAUUGAUCGAAAGUGUUUUCGAGUCGUCGACCCAAGCCGCAAAACUUGUGCUGCCAAGCUGCGAAACGCUUUCCAGAUCAAUAAACCGAGCCCGUAAGAAUGCCAUGCGGCAGGCGGCGAGUCCACAAGAUCGGUCGUCGAUUGUGAUUCCGGAAGAGCUAACGAUGUACGAGAGUGAGCCCGGCGUGUUUGAGCGUUUUCUUAUCGGCGACACAGGAGAAGGCGAUCCUGCGAGAAUUCUCCUCUUCGGACGCGAGUCCGUGGGUGAAUGGAUUGGUCUCUCGCGGAAAAUCUUCGUGGACGUGUGCUACGCCUUAUUGCCAGACAAGAGUCAAAAUUUGUACGCACGCAUGAUACAGCUCAUCCGAGCUGCCUGGCCCGCUUUCGCUCCUGAGGCGAUCUCCACCGAUUUCGAAAUGGGUUUCGUCAAUGCGUUCACCGCAUCCUUUCCUGAUGCUGAGACAUGGCUGUCUGUUCAGAAGAUGAAAAAGAAGCUUGGUGACUUGAACUUGCUGAGCCGGUAUCGGAACGAAGGAAGCUUCGCACUCAGCGCCCGGAUGAUCUGUGCAUUAGCCUUCGUACCGCUGGGUGAUUUGAACAACGCCAUAGCUGAGCUGGCGGUCGCGCUGCCGCACGAGCUCAUGCCCGUUCUAAAAUACUUCGAAGAUACGUACGUCGGCUCCUUGCUACAUAUCCUGCCGGACGGAACCAUCAUUCGUCGAGAGCCCUUGUUCCCGCAGAGCAUGUGGUCAGUCCAUCUACGUACGCUGAACGGCGACUCGCGAACGAAUAACUAUGCGGAGGCAGCCCAUCGGAGGCUGCAGACCGAAUUCGGUGUGAAGCACCCGAACUUGUGGCGUUUCAUCGAAGGCUUGAAGAGGGUGCAGCAUCACCGUGACAUGCUGUACGCUCGCUUCGAAAGCGGCAAUCGACCGGCCGCGAAGCGCAGGAAGUACGAGGAAAUCGAUCGCAGGGUGUUGGAGUUGGUGAACAACUUCCAUAUCCACACGGUUGUCGGAUAUCUGAGGGGUUGCGCAUCCAACUUUGUGAUGAACCCAUGA
This is a messenger RNA of Galendromus occidentalis (western predatory mite), 1356 nucleotides long. RefSeq lists its product as uncharacterized. The record is from RefSeq and is a predicted model, not a curated record. The coding region runs from base 1 to 1356 and encodes 451 amino acids. NCBI's taxonomy places the organism in Eukaryota, Metazoa, Arthropoda, Arachnida, Mesostigmata, Phytoseiidae. The transcript is spliced from 3 exons.